This is a messenger RNA of Trichoderma atroviride IMI 206040, 1924 nucleotides long. RefSeq lists its product as uncharacterized. Lineage: Eukaryota; Fungi; Ascomycota; Sordariomycetes; Hypocreales; Hypocreaceae. The record is from RefSeq and is a predicted model, not a curated record.
AUGUCCAACCCAGGCGAUCCCGGCUGGAAAUGGUUCCCCAACGACAAAGACUCGUGGCGCCUCGACGUCGUCUCCCUUCUCGCAGUCAUUGGCGAGUCCGCCAUCGGUGAACAUGCACAAACCAUCACGGCCUCGAUGCUCUGCAUGCUGCCUCGUCUCCUGCCUGCACCUCAAGCUCUUCUGAAGCCAUCACGCCCUACGCGUUUGCCAGAAACGCACGCCAAGAUGGCUGGAGUCGAGAGCGGCACGGUCCUGGACUCGGUGGGCUUCUUUGCCAACAUCAUCCUGCCCCUGGAGGAGCUGGUCCCCUACGAUUUCGUCGAGCUGGACAUCAGACAUGCGGCGGAUGCACAGCCGUUGGAGGAGCUAAAUCAGCCACAUCAAGGCCGUGGCUUCAUCGCCAGGGCCAUGUCGUUGGUUCGCAAGGCCGAGCCCUUUUCCGAGGGCAUGUCCCCAAGUGAAGAAAAGCAGGACGCGGAGCAUCGGGGAAUGACUUCGUCCACAGACCGAGACAUCGAGGAAGCUCGCCACCCUUCCGCAAGGCACUCAACAGACCCAAAAGUCCACUUUGACCCCAGCGUUGCCAGUGGAAACGACCCUCACGAUGUCCAUCCCGGAAUCAUACGCCGACGAACCAACACCGAGGUGGUGCAAGACCUGCUCUCAGCCAGAACCAUCGCCAUCAAGGGCAGACGGCCCAUUGUUCCACCAAAACUCUUCUCCCCUCUCCACAUCCUGUCUGCCUUUUCAUGCCUUCUCAGCAUCGGCAUCCUCAUCGCCGCCGUCUUUUGGCAAGACGGCACGGCCAUCCUCUCCAUCGUCCUCGUCUCCUUUGUCUCCACCGUCAUCGGCUAUGCUUCUUCCUGGCGGCCGAUUCUGAUGCAGCGUCGCCACACUAACAAGGUGCCCAGCGGCGACGUCAUGAUCCGCACGCGCGAGGGCGCCUUUGUCCUGGUUCGCUGCUCAGAAGACGUGGCUCGCGAGCUCUACUCCGGCACGGAAGAAUGCGAAUACUAUGUCGGCGAGAAGAUUUACAGGCUAUGCAUGGCGCUCGGCACAAUCCUCCUCAUGUUUGGAGUUGUGCUCCUCGGCAACUGCACCUGGAACUCGCAAAUCUUCAUCGGAGGCUCGUACAUUGUUCUCAACGGCCUGUACUGGGGACUGGGCAUGCUGCCCCUCAAGUACUUCUGGGAUCUUUCACGCUAUAACUGCAAAGACAUCACACAAAAGGACAGCAAAAACGCACACGGCGUCACCAAUUCCAAUGAUGAGCGUGAAGGACACCCCAGCUUCACACGCACCCUGUGGUACGCCAUACGCGAGACAAAGUCGAUAGGAUGGGUCGAGCGAAGCGGUGCCGCGCCCGGAACGCCGCAGUGGAAGCAGUGGCUGAGCGAGGCGCUCAAGAAUGCACAGGACGGAGUUCGUGACUGGCCAGCCGUGAAGAGAAAGAACGAGAUCAUGUCUGGAGUGACUGACCCGGCGGAGCAGAAAGCGCCAUUGGAUGAGGUGCAGCCUCCUCCGCAUUCAAAGCCGGGGCCCAAUGGCUCUACCUUUUGAAGAGGAGUGAUUUUAUAAACGACGAUGAAGUCGAUGUGACGCUUUUUGAUCAGUUUGACCGUCUUUCUGCUCUCGCUGUCAUUGUUCAUUUGAAGCCGAGCCCUUUUACCAUCACCUCGCAUCUCCUUUCGUGUUUGAGUUUGGCAUAGCGGUGGAAUACGUAAGCGCGCGGAAUUACGAAACAAAUGGUUUUAUACUUUUAUGGGAUAUAUGAUGACUUGAUAGAUACCACCUUAUCAUUGGCAAUGAUUUGAAGUUUUAGGCAUGGAUGGAAGAUAAUGUGAUUUGCAUAGAUAGAUUCAGACUAAGCAAGCGAACAAACUUGGCAGAGUUAAAGGCGUUUUAUAAUAUUACACAUUAUCAC